Messenger RNA from Syngnathoides biaculeatus (alligator pipefish), 1068 nucleotides. RefSeq names its product ubiquitin like 4A (gene ubl4a). Gene Ontology annotation, molecular function: protein binding. Gene Ontology annotation, biological process: post-translational protein targeting to endoplasmic reticulum membrane. The transcript has 4 exons. The coding region runs from base 169 to 648 and encodes 159 amino acids. The record is from RefSeq and is a predicted model, not a curated record. Lineage: Eukaryota; Metazoa; Chordata; Actinopteri; Syngnathiformes; Syngnathidae.
GCAGACGUAACACGGUUGGGUCAAACGGGGGCGCUCGAAGUCGGUAGUAUAGGAUGGGCCGCUAACGAAGAAGAAGCCCUAGUCUUCCUUAGCCAAACUAGCCGAGAGGGAUUUUGUCUCCUUAUCUCCAAAUAAGUCGUCGCUUAUUUAUUCGUAGUUCCAUCCAAAAUGAUUCUUACAGUAAAGCCGUUGCAGGGAAAAGAAUGCAGCGUCCACGUGACUGAAGAUGAAAAAGUUUCCACAGUGAAAGAGCUCGUAUCAGAACGUCUCAACAUCCCAGCCAAUCAGCAGCGGUUGCUUUAUAAAGGCAAAGCGCUCGCAGAUGAACACCGACUAAGCGACUACUCCAUUGGGCCAGAAGCUAAAUUAAAUCUGGUUAUCCGUCCAGUGGGAGAAAGGACCGGAGCUUCGGCAGUAGCCACCGGCAGCGGUAACUGCAGCGCUACACAAGGGGGAGUGUGGCAGACUGUGUCCGUUAUCCUUGCAAAACACUUCAGUCCUGCAGAUGCUGCAAAAGUCCAUGAACAGCUGAUUAAGGAUUAUGAGCGUUCCCUUCGACAACUCAGCCUGGACGACAUUGAGCGCUUGGCUGGCAGGCUGCUUCACCCGGAGGUGGAGGGCAUGGACACGUCGUCGUACAUGGACUAAAGGACGGGCUGGCGUGCCCGAAACUGCCUACCGCGAAUGCUUGGAUAUACGUCAAUAAAAUGUGAUGCGGAGAGCGCUGUGUGUGCCUAAUCAGCAAGCGAGCAUGGAUAGCUAGUUAGCUCUGUGACGAAACACCAACUUACCUGCCGAAAGUUGCUCUGUGUCGUCAAUGCUGCGGUAACGCAACGAGACCUAAUCACAGAAUAUUUGAAUACAAUGGAAUCAUUCAUGCCACGGGUCUCAUGUUUUACAGCUCCCAGGGAACACAACUCGUCUUUAAGGAUAUUUAUUUUUAAUGUUUGGGUGAUGUGCAUUGUGAAAAGACAAGGCAGUACAUUUUCUCUUUGUCAAUAACUAAUGUUCAUUGUAUGAAUUGUAAAUAUUCUGUUUAUAUUCAGAUAUUAAAAGUGGAACAACUUC